Messenger RNA from Acanthamoeba castellanii str. Neff, 648 nucleotides. RefSeq names its product proteinbinding protein. The transcript has 9 exons. The annotation marks the transcript as partial. Lineage: Eukaryota; Discosea; Longamoebia; Acanthamoebidae. Gene Ontology annotation, cellular component: mitochondrion. Gene Ontology annotation, molecular function: NAD(P)HX epimerase activity. The record is from RefSeq and is a predicted model, not a curated record.
GGUCUGCAUCACCAGUAUUUGACGCAGGAAGAGGCGCAGAACAUCGACGUGGAUCUGAUGGGACCGUCGUGCGGGUUCUCCGACGACCAGGGCGCGUGGGCGGGAGGGCAGCUGAUGGAACUGGCGGGACUGAGCUGCGCGACGGCGAUCGCCAAGGUCUUCCCCACGCACCGCAACCCGACCAUCCACUACCCCAAGCGCACCGACAAGCAGCUGUACCGCAACUUGGUGAAGCAAUGCGAGUGCAUGGAGAUUCCCUUCAUCGACCAGCUGCCCGACAGGCUGGAGGACUACGACUUGAUUGUGGACGCCAUCUUCGGAUACAGCUUCAAGCCGCACUCCGGCGUCCGACCGCCUUUCGACGCCGUUUUGAAGAGGCUGCGCGAGACCGAGGUGCCCAUCGCCUCCCUCGACAUUCCCUCCGGCUGGGACGUUGAGAAAGGCGACAGCGCGGGCGUGGGGGUCAAGGAACCGCACCUCCUUGUGUCGCUCACGGCGCCGAAGCUGGCGGCGCGCUCCUUCCGCAAGGAGCACUGGCUGGGCGGCCGCUUCGUUCCUCCGUCUCUGGAGAAGAAGUACGAGCUCAACUUGCCCCCGUACCCCGGCACCGAUGUGGUUGUCCGCCUCCCUCCUCCUUCGUCCUUGUAA